Acanthisitta chloris (rifleman) is the source of this 991-nucleotide messenger RNA. RefSeq names its product bone marrow stromal cell antigen 1 (gene BST1). The coding region runs from base 152 to 991 and encodes 279 amino acids. Gene Ontology annotation, biological process: positive regulation of B cell proliferation. Gene Ontology annotation, cellular component: plasma membrane. Gene Ontology annotation, molecular function: phosphorus-oxygen lyase activity; NAD+ nucleosidase activity. Lineage: Eukaryota; Metazoa; Chordata; Aves; Passeriformes; Acanthisittidae. The transcript is spliced from 8 exons. The record is from RefSeq and is a predicted model, not a curated record.
UGUUGUCUUUUGUGUACAGAGCUAUAGCUAGUAUUGAAAAUGUUAAUGUUAAGCCUGCAGGUUUCCAUUUAAAUUGUAUCAUUUAACUCUCCUUUUCUUAUUCCUUAUUUUUGUUUUGUUUUUUUUUAAGAACUUGGGUUGCCAAGAAUUCAUGAUGAAGACCCUUUUUUUGCCUCCUUUUCUUGCCUCUGUUCUGUUUAUGAGCAGUUUCUCACAAGUGCAGGGAAGGAAAUGGAAAGGUGAAGGUACAACUCAAAACCUGGAAAAUAUUGUCAUUGGGAGAUGCUAUGAUUAUAUUAGAAUUGUGAAUCCUGCUGUUGGUGAGAAGAAUUGUUCAGAGAUAUGGGAAGCAUUUAAAAAUGCAUUCAUUAACAAGGAUCCUUGCAGCAUUCUACCUAAGGACUAUGAAUUAUACAUCAACUUGUCAUUGCACAAAAUUCCACCUAACAAGUCUCUCUUCUGGGAAAAUAAUCAGCUACUAGUCAACAGCUUUGCUGACAAAGGACGUCGCUACAUGUCUCUGGCUGAUACUCUGUUUGGCUUCGUUGGAGAUUUUCUAAACUGGUGUGGGCAGGCAAACAGUGCUGGACUGGACUAUGAAUCCUGCCCUACCACAGUGGAAUGUGAAAACAAUGCGGUGGAAUCUUUCUGGAGGAUGGCCUCAACCACUUAUGCACAGCACAGUUCUGGGGUGAUACAUGUCUUGUUGAAUGGUUCUGCAGUUGGAGGAGCUUAUCCAUAUCCAGGUUUUUUUGCAGACUAUGAAAUACCUAAUCUCCAGAAAGACAAAAUCUCCCAAAUCAUGAUUUGGGUUGUGGAUGAUAUUGAAGGACCAGAUAGAGAUUCCUGUGGAACUCAUAGUGUAAAGGUAUUAGAAAACAGGCUGGAGACCCUUGGUUUUGAUGUCACUUGCACUGACAAUUACAAGCCAGUAAUGUUCUUACUCUGCCUGGAUUAUCCUGAUGAUUCUAGGUGUGCCCUUUCAUCGUAA